Coprinopsis cinerea okayama7#130 is the source of this 1002-nucleotide messenger RNA. RefSeq lists its product as hypothetical. NCBI's taxonomy places the organism in Eukaryota, Fungi, Basidiomycota, Agaricomycetes, Agaricales, Psathyrellaceae. The transcript is spliced from 3 exons. The record is from RefSeq and is a predicted model, not a curated record. The coding region runs from base 1 to 1002 and encodes 333 amino acids.
AUGUCUGACAACUGGGGACCGCUAUGCCCAUUGCCUGGCGAUCAGUUCUUCCUUUACAAAGGAACUGAUGGCUCCAUCUUCUACUGCAACCCGGGCCAGCCAGAUGCCCCUAUGCAUCUCCUCGUGCCCUCCCCUUAUCCCUCGAACUAUCGCGUUGAAGUCUGCGUUGCGGUGGAUGUACUGGGCACGCAAGGCGUCGACGGGGCCCCGACCGUGUCCUCCGACUGGCCUUACGAGCACUGCUUCUUCCCUCCAGCUUUCAGGCUUGCGGUUUGUCGCUAUGCAAGGAGAACCGGAUCUAUUGAGAUCUGGGAGAUAAGGGCAGAGGUGGAGGGAGGGGCCAUUGGUUACUCGUCCCGCCUUCUCAAGUCGUUUUACGACAAUGUCCGGCCGACAUGUUGUUCUUUUCUCGGCGACCAUGUUGCGUACCAUUCAAGUUCAGCCAGCGCAACAAGAAUUGUUGACUGGACGGCGGUCAUAGACGAAGGGCCUGUCCUGGGAGUCAAUAUAGCACUUUCGUCACCCUUCUCCAGCCUUCUGCUCCCCCAUCGAAGAAUUCUCGUGCACUCGUCUUAUAUCUACAUUGCUGACUGGAAAUCAUGCAACCCGUCCGAGGCGUCACCCACUUCGCGGAUAAGUCCGCAAUGGCAGUCCACGGAAGAGUUUUGCCAACCCCAUCCUUAUUCCGUCCCAUUUUACAUUGACAGCUCCAUUCGGUUAAUUUUGUAUAGACUGCAAUCUCCUGCCCUGACUGGGGUCAUCAUAUCCACUGACCCAGAUGUAGCCGUUUCGGACACCGUCGUGCUCGCGCAGCUUGCAGACAAGCAACGCGCCCACCUCCUUUGUUACAAGCGGCCAGGCGACAGCCUCCCGGAACCAUCGUUCUCCGAGAUUGCGUUUCCUGAGGACACGUAUACUAUCUACGUCGACAAAGCUCGUGCCCGCUCACGAGUGGUCAUGUUCAUCUACAAGCGACCCUGCAAGACUACUUUCUUUGGAUAA